UGUGUGUCUGUGUGUGUAUGGGAGCUGAGCACAGAGUGUGAACUGAGAGAGAGAGAGAGAGAGAGCGGAGAAGGGGGAGGCUCUGUUCUUUCACCCCCCCUCCCUCGCCAAACCACAGGAAGGAGGGGCCAGAUUCUAAGCUGCCAAUCAAAUCCACUCGUGGCAGCCGGCAUUAUCUCAGCAACAAACUAUUGACAGAUUACAUGUCAAGGAGUUUAGUGCUUGAUUGAAGGAAGCCUUUUUUUUUAUCUAGUUACUUUUCCGCUUCAUUUCCCCCUCCAACAACCACCAUUCGAAUGACUUUCUAACAGAGUUGAGUAAUAUUAUGAAAGUUACAUGUCUGAGAGGAUUUAACUUCGACUUCCCUGAAUAUGGAACAGGAAACAUCAGAUCAAAUGAUCAAAUAAACUCCAGAUGCACGUGGGCUGCCAUGCAUCUUGCCGCAGGAGCCAAAGUGUUCAGGGCUACUUGAUAUGGGCCAGGAGCGAGCUGAAAGGACUUUUUGCACUGAAACGACCUCAGGAAAAUCCAAGAUGGCUGCCAAAAGGAAAGGUGGCCUAAAACUCAAUGCUAUCUGUGCCAAGCUGAGCCGCCAAGUGGUGUUCGAAAGCAGCUCCCUGAACGCAGAGGGAGACCAGAGUGUGGCAGAAAACAGUGAGCGCGGCAGCUCCCACUACGAUGACAAUGAGACCAACUUCCCAGAGAGCCUGAGCCUAAGUCAGAGCCUGGAAGAGGAUCAGAAGAGACGCGAGGCCAUUGAAAAGUGGGUCAAUGGAGAGUACGGUGAUGAACCACCGGCUCCUGACGACGAGCAGGAGCAUGAACUCAAAGCCAGCACUGACGAAGAUGGCCCUCCCGAGGGGGUGUACAUGGUGCAGCCUAAAGGCUGCAGUGAUGAGGAGGACAAUUCUGAGGAGCCUGAGGUUCCUGUGGGCUCUCAGGAUGGCACUUAUCACAACGACAAAGAAGCUGAAGACAGGCCUGCAAAAGAUGACAACUACACGCCAUCAACUGAAACCCAGAGUCGCCAAGCAACUUUCUCCUCUCCAGGAGAAGCGUCUGUCCUGAGAGACUAUGCAGCCACCACCAUGAAUGAGUUUCUUGGCAUGUUUGGUUAUGAUGACCAGCAGGUAAGGGAUGAGCUGACCAAGAAGAUCAGCUUUGAGAAGCUCAAAGCUGCUACCUCAGACCCCUCAUCCCUGAGCAGUGAUGAGGCCACACGGCGGGCUCGCUUCUCUAAGUACGAAGAGUACAUUCGCAAGCUAAAAGCAGGGGAGACCCUACCGUGGCCGAUGCAUGCUUCCCCACCAAAACCGGAUGACCUCAACACAAAACUGUCUCAAGAAAAAAGUGCUGCCAUGUUUCAGACCUCUGGGUGCCCUCCAGGGACUGAGGGGCAGAUCUACCCAUCCAGCAUGGACCACAAGCAGCAAGUGGCACCUCAGCUGAGUAAUUCUAGGCCCACUAAUCCUUCUCACAUGCAGAACAUGGCCCCCCGAGCCUCCAAGUAUGACUUUUUUAUUCAGAAGUUAAAGAUGGGCGAGAGUUUACAGCAGCAGAAUGGUAAUGCAUACAAGCGACCCUCGAAGUACGACCUAGAGAAUGUCAAGUUUCUGCACCUCUUCAAGCCAGGUGAGGGCAACCCUGACAUGGGCGGUGCCAUUGCCUUUAAGACUGGCAAAGUGGGCCGCCCUUCAAAGUACGACAUCAGGCCGAUUCAAAAGCUGAUGCCCGGAAACCCUGAAGCGUCGCUGAUGCCCAACGUCCUUGCAUCAGCACCAGGGAAUCCCGGAGCUCCUGGUAUCCCUGCAGUAGGUGCAGUGGGGGCCAGCAUCGCCCCCGGACUCACCAUGGACCAGUCGGGAUCUCUAAACUUCAGUGCUGCUGACUACCUAAAAUCCAGUUUUUCCAAGACUGACUCCAUCACCACCGGGACCGUUUCCUCUGUUAAGAAUGGUCUGCCACCAGAUAAACCCACAACCGAUGAUGUCAACCUAUACCAGAAAUAUAUUGCCAGGUUCUCUGGAAGUCAACACUGUGGUCAUGUGCACUGUGCCUACCAGUACAGAGAGCAUUAUCACUGCAUGGACCCUGAUUGUAACUACCAGGUCAGCAGGUUUACCAGUAAACAGGAUGUAAUCAGGCACUACAACAUGCACAAGAAGAGGGACAACUCCCUGCAGCAUGGCUUCAUGCGCUUCAGCCCCCUGGAUGACUGCAGUGUCUACUACCAUGGCUGCCAUCUCAAUGGAAAAAGUACCCAUUACCACUGCAUGCAGGUGGGGUGCAGCAAAGUGUACACCAGCACCUCAGAUGUCAUGACCCAUGAGAACUUCCAUAAAAAGAAUGCCCAACUGAUCAACGAUGGCUUCCAGAGAUUCCGCGCCACUGAGGACUGCGGCACAGUCAGCUGUCAGUUUUAUGGACAGAAGACGACACACUUCCAUUGCAGGCGCCCAGGCUGUACGUUCACUUUCAAGAACAAAUGUGACAUUGAGAAGCACAAGAGCUAUCACAUCAAGGAUGAUGCCUAUGCCAAGGAUGGCUUCAAGAAGUUCUACAAGUAUGAGGAAUGCAAGUAUGAGGGCUGUGUGUACAGCAAAGCCACCAACCACUUUCACUGUAUUCGAUCGGGCUGUGGUUUCACUUUUACCUCCACCAGCCAGAUGACCUCCCACAAACGCAAGCACGAGCGUCGGCACAUUCGCUCUUCUGGCGUUAUGAGCCUCUCUUCCACCUUCUUGGCCCCAAAAGAUGAGCAAGAAGAAUCGAGUAACGAUGAUCUUAUGGAUUUUUCAGCCAUUAGCAGCAAGAAUUCCAGCUUGAGUGCCUCCCCCACAACCCAGCAGUCCACCACUGUACCACACCUGUUGACCACGCCCACUACCGCUGUCUCCUCCUCCUCAAUGUCUGGCCACACCCUUAAGCCAACGUCUUCGCUGCCCACCACCGGCCAGCGCAUGUCCAGCCUGCUGUCCCAGACUUUACCCAGCAACGUGCCGGUGGCCCUCGCUCUUUCCAACAAUGCCUUGGCCGCCUCCAAUCCAUUCUUCCCCCUAAUGCCCCGGCUGCCUCUUCAACAGACUCCCCCAGCCGCAAGUCUGAUUUCAGGCACCUCCUCCGGGGCCCACUCUAUGCCCACCGACUCACUGACCCAAGGCUGCUCUACUGUGGGGGGAGAUGCAACCAUGGCAUCUACCCCGACCUCUUUUGCAACCUCUUCCAUCAUGGAGAAGAUUUCUGCCAGCAAGGGGCUCAUUUCACCCAUGAUGGCCAGACUUGCAGCUGCUGCACUGAAGCCCUCCAGCAACCAAGAGACAGGGAACGGGCAGCCGACUUCAGCCAGCCAGUUUAAUCUGGUCCAAGUGAAGCAGGAACCGGUGGAAGUCAACUCUGGAGCUUCCCAAGACUCACAGGAGUACAGCCUGGACUUGAGCAAGAAAGACCACAGUAAUGAAUCAAACGGACACCCUGUACCAGGGAAUACAUCUCUUUUAUCCUCGCUUAUGAAUAAGAUGUCACAGACGAACCCUGCCCUCUUCAGUGCCAUGAACCUGAAGUCUGAGCUGGAGGGGGGUCAGGGCAACGACACCUCUGAGGCAGCCCAGUAUCUAAACAGAGUGCUGAAGAGGCCCCAGCCUGAAAAACCAACAGAGAUAUGGAGGACAUACCUCCGCAGGUUCGACACAGACGACUUCUGUGAAGCUCGCUGUGACUUUCUUAAGAAGGUGCACUUUCACUGCCUGAUUGAGGACUGUGGUGCACUCUUCAGCACUGUGGAUGGUGCCAUCAAACAUGCUAACUUCCACCUGCGAGCCACCAUGAAGGUGAAGUCAGAGCCUCCGUUCACUGACGACAAGGAGUACAGUGGGGAGGCGCCUCUGCAGCCUGUUGCCCCAGUCUCUAUGGCCAACAAUCCCUCCAUGGAUGUUACCCAUCUCCCAUCCUCUGGAGGCUAUAGCUCUCCCCCUCCCUCCCUCCUGGCCUGGAAGCAGCUGACUGGUAGCAUCCCUCAGAUGUCUGCCUCCAUGCCCAACCUGCCGGCAAAUUCUCCCCUGGCAACUACCUCCCUGGAAAAUUCGAAACCACAAGUCAAACCAGGUUUUCUGCAGUUCCAGGAAAAUGAUCCCUGUUUGGCUACUGAUUGCAAGUACUCCAACAAGUUCCACUUCCACUGCUUGUUCGGGAACUGCAAGUAUGUAUGUAAGACGUCUGGAAAGGCCGAGUCGCACUGCUUGGACCACAUCAACCCCAACAACAGCCUGGUGAACGUCCGCGACCAGUUUUCCUACUACUCUCUUCAGUGUCUCUGUCCCAACCAGCAGUGCGAGUUCAGAAUGAGGGGACACUAUCACUGCCUGCGACCCGGCUGCUUUUUCGUCACCAACAUCACCACCAAGCUGCCGUGGCACAUCAAGAAGCACGAGAAGGCAGAGCGCCGCGCCGCCAACGGCUUCAAAUAUUUCACCAAAAGAGAGGAGUGUGGGAGGCUAGGUUGCAAGUACAACCAAGUCAACAGCCACUUCCACUGCAUCCGAGACGGUUGCCAGUUCUCCUUCUUGCUGAAGCACCAGAUGACCUCGCACGCACGCAAACACAUGAGGCGGAUGUUGGGAAAGAACUUUGACAGAGUCCCAUCCCAGGUCAUGCCACUGAGUCAGAGGGGUGAUGAGAUGCAUGCAUCCAGCUAUGGGUCUGGGCCCGCAGCCGCCCAUACGGGUAUCACCUCCUGCCUCUCCUCUGCUGCACUGGAUGAAACCGACGAAUACAUGGACUAUGUGGGAGGAGGAGGCAGCCCCUUGGGCCUCUCCUCUGAGUCCUCCAAUCAGGACCGAAGCUGCACCAGCACACCUGUAGGCAACGACAGCUCUCCAGCAGGACAAGGCUACCCUGCCACCACUUCUGCUCCUACCACCCCUGCUGACUCUAGUGCUCCCCAAAAUGCACCUUCUUCCCCUCCUCCACCACCUCCUCCGCCACCACCACUUCCUUGCUCCGCUCCUCAGCCUGGCUUCCAGUCCCAGGCUCCAUCCCUGUCUCCCGCUCUUCUCCGACCUUCUCUCCCCUCACUCCCAUACCUCCUCUCUCCAUCCUGUCUGUCAUACUCUCUGCUCAGCGCCUCUCUGGGAGCCACUCGGAGUGUUGUCAUGCCAACCAACACACCAGCUUUCAGCCCCAUCAUUGCCACUCCGUCUCCAGUUAAAAAUGACGUCCCAAUAGUGCAGGAUGCUGCAGGCAACACCAUAUCCAUUCCUACAGCCACCGGUGCAAAGAAACGCUUCUGGAUCAUUGAGGACAUGUCACCUUACGGCAAACGCCGUAAGACUGCAUCUUCCCGCAAGAUGCUGGAUGAGGGGAUGAUGCUGGAAGGCUUCCGGCGCUAUGACCUGUACGAGAACUGCAAGGACUCCACCUGCCAGUUUUCUCUGAAGGUGACCCACUACCACUGCACUCGAGAGAACUGUGGCUACAAGUUCUGCGGCCGCACCCACAUGUACAAGCACGCACAGCACCACGACCGCGUGGACAACCUGGUCCUCGAUGACUUCAAGCGCUUCAAAUCCUCGCUCAGCUGCAACUUCCCCGACUGCCAGUUUUCCGGCAACAGCACUCACUUCCAUUGUCUGCGCUGCGGCUUCCGCUGCACCGACAGCACCAAGGUGACGGCGCACCGCAAGCACCACGGCAAGCAAGAUGUGAUCAGUGCUGCUGGCUUCUGCCAGUUCAGCUCCAGUGCUGACUGUGAGGUUCCUGACUGCAAAUAUAAGCUCAAGUGUUCACACUUUCACUGCACCUUCCCCGAGUGUAAGCACACGGUGGUGGGAAUGUCCCAGAUGGACUCCCACAAGAGAAAGCAUGAGAAGCAGGAGAGGGGCGAGCUGCCAUCCGUGUCACCAAAACAGGAAAGCGUGCACCAUCAUGCAGGAAGUGCACUGGUCAUCCCUCCUUCCUCCAUGGGCCUUUCUACUUCCUCACCUGGCGGCAUCCAUGGUUUAUCACACAACAUCAACAGCAACGCUCCAUCUUUGCUCUACCAGCCAGGUGGCAUCAGCUCUGACUAUAACCACUCCUACCCGCCGUCUUCCAUCAGCUUGGACAGCUCCCUCAACCUGAGCACUGACACCAACACCUCCCUGUUCUUCCUGAAGAACGCCGCCGGUCUGGGUCUUAGCGACUCGCUGGACCUCAGCAAGAAGAUGCAGCACUGCGCUGCACGGUCGGGUCACAAUCCCGCACUCUCGCUGGGUCUGCCGACAGCUCAGGACGACACCACCGGAACGUCCGGAGAGGCUGAAGACGACAUGUCGCUGGAGGAGGAGGUGCACGCAGAAGAAGAGGAUGAAGAGGAGGACGAGGAGGACGAGGAGGCAGAGGAUGAACUCAACACUGACUCAAAUGAUGAUUCAGUGGCAGAUCCUGAUGGUGAGAAGGACAACGACGAGAGUUUUGUUGCUUCCGUUAACCACACUGAUACUUCCCAAUCAGUAAAGCAAGGCGCCGGCCCUUAGAAAAAAAACUAAACAAAAAAAAAAGCAAACCCAACAGAGACUGUAUGAACUGUAGAACAAUCCUGUGUACUAUGAAUAAACAACAUGAGAGUGGCCUCCUUCAUCAUGUCUAAAGACUUAAGACAACAACAACAACAAAAAAGAAAAAAAAAGAAAACAGCAGCAUGGAGAAAAUGACGGCCCGAAAUGAUUUAUCUUGAUGUUUACAAGAUGACCAACAUUAUUAAUUCAAUUAUGCAUUAAAAAAAUAUGAACAGACACAGAGUUAGGCCCUGUUUUACAUGUGGGGCAGCAAUGUAAAGCAUUUUACUACACAUCAGUCUUUUUGAGUGUGUGCAUGUUUGACUUUAAUUUAUUUUUAUUAUUUUUUUCACUUUUCUGUGUGGAAAAAAACACAUUAGAAAAACGAAAAGAAAUCUCUCUAUAUAACUAUGUGUAAGUGUGAGAGUGUGUGUGAAUGUGUGUGUGUGUGAACAACGGUGUACAAAAGGAAAUUACUGGCACAGGUGACAGAAAAUGCAGGAUACAAAGAAAAAGGGGCAUGAAUCACUAAUGGAAACAGGAUGUGUUUCAAACCAUUUACUCAUUUAUUUCUUUGUUAUUAUUAUUAAAAUUAUUGUUUUUUUUAUUAUUAAUAUUAUUGUUAGACACUGAGAUGAGAACUUUACAUUUGAUCUGUUCCUGUCUCUGGGUUGUUUUUGUUUUUAGUUAACACAUGGAAUUGACCAGUAACUCUUUGGUCAGUCUCAGCUGCACUUAGGCGUCCAGCAAGCUGCCAGCCUCAACUGUUCUCUCUGACAUUCUCCAAAAAAUGUUCAGCUGUAGCACCACCUCCAAGCUUAGCCCUCGUCCUUUCCCUGUGUGGAGAAAUCCAGUUUGUGUGUGGAUAGUGCACUUUCACAUGAGCUGACCACGGGGGAAUACAGUGAUGAUAAAAAACUUGUGACUAUUCUCAAAAGACAGAAAAACAUUUUUUUUGUUACCAUUUGCAUCGAAAAGCUGUUUAGUUGUGUUCUUAGGCAGACGCAUUACUUUGCGCAGGCAAGGCCCCGGAUUCAUGAGUCGUGCGGGUUUUAUGGGGAGGGGGGGACUGAUGCAGUUGAUCGAACGACAAAGGGACGCAUCAGGGAGUGUGUUUUAUGUUGAAAAUGUACAGUCCAAAAAAUGACAUUUGGUUUUCCAUUCACUAUGGUUGUGGUUGAGCUCCUGUUGUAACAGUUUUUAUUUAAUAUUUAUGUGACCUUCCAAUGAGAACAUUUUAGGGUGUUUUUGCACUUUUUAGGUUCAUUUUUACCUUCAAAACAAAUUAAAAAAAACAAAAAGAACGAUAUAUAUCUUUUAACAGGGAAUUUGCUUUAAAGAUGUUUUAGUUCACUUUUGCUUUGAUGCACAAAUAGAUGCUAGUGUGACAACAAACUGUUGUUGUGUGGUUUAUUUAAAGACUGGUUUUUAUUCUGCUUUCUCUGUGAUUGGAAUGUUUGAAAUGAAAAUAAAUACAUUUUAAAAAAAAAAAAAAGAAAGGAACUGCAGUGUGCCAGAAAGAAAAAGGCGCCCAAAUAAGAAACACUAAAAUGGGCUGUGAUUUUGAAAUUAUUCUAAAGAAGUAAUUAGCUCGGUUACUGUAGUGCUAAAUUAUGAAUCUGUCAAACCACCCUCUGGUUUUUGUUAAGCAAAUAUGUAAGACUGAGGAGUGGACACACAGUUAUUAUGUCCUGAGCUUGGCAUUGGAAAUAAGUGAUCGUAAUAUAGGGAAUAAUAAUGUGUGUAGAUGAUAUUCCUCCAGAUAUUGUUUUGAGGGAAAAAAAUGGCUGUACAGUAUUUUCCUUUGUAAAAAUAUAUAUGAACAAAAUGCUCUUUGAUGAACCGCUUCCUUUAAAAAGAAAACCCUUAAAAGGCAAAAAUGAAUAAUAAAAAAAGUUUUAAAUUC
Messenger RNA from Oryzias latipes (Japanese medaka), 8436 nucleotides. RefSeq names its product castor zinc finger 1 (gene casz1). Gene Ontology annotation, biological process: positive regulation of transcription by RNA polymerase II; regulation of neuron differentiation. Gene Ontology annotation, cellular component: nucleus. Gene Ontology annotation, molecular function: RNA polymerase II transcription regulatory region sequence-specific DNA binding; DNA-binding transcription factor activity, RNA polymerase II-specific. The record is from RefSeq and is a predicted model, not a curated record. Lineage: Eukaryota; Metazoa; Chordata; Actinopteri; Beloniformes; Adrianichthyidae.